This is a messenger RNA of Morone saxatilis (striped sea-bass), 2199 nucleotides long. RefSeq names its product Josephin domain containing 2 (gene josd2). Bases 253 to 807 code for a protein of 184 amino acids. The record is from RefSeq and is a predicted model, not a curated record. NCBI's taxonomy places the organism in Eukaryota, Metazoa, Chordata, Actinopteri, Moronidae. Gene Ontology annotation, biological process: protein deubiquitination. Gene Ontology annotation, molecular function: cysteine-type deubiquitinase activity. The transcript has 5 exons.
ACAACAACAACAACAACAAAAAACAUCACAACGACAACAACAACAACGGAUCUGCUUCCGGUUUCUGGAUGUAGCUGUCAGACUCCAGCAUCUUUUUUUAUUUAACGGGGGAAUCGCUUCAUCAGCAGGUCGGUAGCUCCGUUUGUCUUUCGUUGAUUAAUAACACUUCACUUUGCUGUUGUUUUGCCGACCGCCAGCAACCGUAACCAGUCGGCUUUAGCACUUUUUUUAGCCGCUCCGUUACGCCUUAGUAUGAGCGAAGGAGAAGUGUUUCACGAGAAGCAAAGGUUGGAGCUGUGCGCCAUUCACGCACUCAACAACGUCCUCCAGGAGCGGGUGUUCACCAAGGAGACAGCCGACGACAUCUGCAAACGGCUGGCUCCACAGUGUGUGGUGAACCCUCACCGCUCAGUGUUAGGCACGGGAAACUAUGACGUCAACGUCAUCAUGGCGGCACUACAGAGCAGGGAACUGGCUGCAGUGUGGUGGGACAAACGCAGGACGGUUCAGAGCCUUUGCAUGUCAAAGGUCCAGGGUUUUAUUCUCAAUGUCCCAUCACGAGUAUCUCUGGGGAUCGUGUCCCUCCCACUCCGGCGGCGGCACUGGCUCGCAGUCCGGCAAGUUAACGGACAGUACUACAACCUUGACUCCAAACUGAAGAGUCCUGUCUGUAUUGGGGGAGAAGCAGAACUACGCACAUUUCUCAGUGAACAGCUUUCUCAGGACGUGGCAGAGAUGCUCCUGGUUGUCCGGCGGGAGGUGGAGGAGGACGGUUCAUGGCUGAACUCUGACAACCCCAAGAAGUGAUGUCGGGAGUUACCUUUUACAUAGCAUGGAAAAAAAAAAAACCUCCUCUGGGAAAACAACGGACAGUUUUUUUUAAAGAAAAACAAACACCUCAUUACAGAAAACUCUUCAGGGAAUGCACUAAAAUACAUUUAAUAUCUACACACAGACACACAGAGGAAAUUCCAAAGAGAAGCAGAGACGGACGUUUUACUCCUGAAAUGGAAAAACUGUUUUAAUGGUAAAAGCUAUUACUCUGACGUGACCCAUGUAUCAGCGUUGUCCUGCUCUUGGUACCUUUGUUUUAACACUGGGAAGGUGCAUCUAAGCUAACACAGUCUGAGGCAAAUAUGGGCUAGUUUGGUGAUACUUGAGUUCUGACAUAUGACUGAGCUUUCACUGUUUGGUGGUAGGAAAAUUGCAGUGUUUGUGCACAAAAAGCCAUCUGCAAUAAGGAUAACUGGACUACAUUGAUUACUAAAAUAUGAUGAGAAAUGAAUGAAUUUGCCAUGUAAGGUAUCAUCGUCUUAGACCUUUUACGACUCGGUCGCCAAAAUGAGAUCAUGUACUGUACGUACAAGACGGGCGUGUCAAAAUCGAUAAGCUAUUAAGCAGCAGCUGAGUGCACCACCUCUUCCCAAGUUUUAUUGUAAACCUUCUAUGCACUGCAGAGUUAGAUUUGCUGGCACUGUUUGUCUUUGUGUGCUCAUACAGGCACGGGUACGGUGACUGCAUCACCCGGUGAGGCUUUGAAGGACUACCAGUGUCUUUUGCAUGUUUUUAUCCAUUUACUAGACAUGCGUGCCACAUUUUUUUUAGAUUUUUAAACAUGUUUUUGUUCUCCUCGAAGCAGCUUUUGUUUUCCUUUCAUGUGGCUCCAGCAUAAAACAAACUUGCAGAGAUUUGAAAUGUGGUUGAGAUCAAUAAUCCAUCAGAUUGUCAGCCUCCUUUUUGCUUUUGUUGUGUUAUUGAUGUGUGAUAAUGCAGCUGAAUGUGCGCGGUAAUGAAGGUUUGACAAAAUGAAACGAGACGUGACUUUGAUUAGGAUGGAUUAUCCAUCUCAACCCAGGCUUCAAGUCUCUACAGGUUUCACGCAGCUCUGCCACGAAUGAAAGCCAGUGGUUGUGUGAAAGUUGGGAAGAUUGCUUUAUUUGAAAGUACACUAGUUCUUGAUUUAGUUUAGUAAAUGAGUCAAACAUGCAAAAACACUGGUUCUGUGACUGUAUGUAACCUUUAUGUUUGUAUUUUGUCUCUCCUAUUGAUCUAUGCAUAUCCAAAAAGAAUAGGAGGACUGUCUCUGGUACACACUAGUGAAUAACUUACACAUACACCUAAGCUGAGAGGUUCAUAUUAUUGGUUCAUAUUAUUGAAGCUUAUUUAUAUUAAAUGUUGACCUCCUGUUUUAAGUAUGAA